Naegleria gruberi is the source of this 1869-nucleotide messenger RNA. RefSeq lists its product as uncharacterized. Bases 1 to 1869 code for a protein of 622 amino acids. Gene Ontology annotation, biological process: amino acid transmembrane transport. The record is from RefSeq and is a predicted model, not a curated record. The transcript has 2 exons. Gene Ontology annotation, molecular function: amino acid transmembrane transporter activity. Lineage: Eukaryota; Heterolobosea; Eutetramitea; Acrasida; Naegleriidae.
AUGGCUCCGCAUCAAUAUCAUUUCAAUACGAUGGAUUCGUCCGAAACUACUACAGGCUCAUCAAUUAUUGUUUCACCAACAUUUGACCAAGCCUUUUCAUAUCAACCAUCUGCAGGAAUAUUAAUUAAUAAUAAUAGUAGUAAUCACCAUGGUAAUAGUGUAGAACAAAAUGGAAUGUAUUAUUCUGCUCCUAAUUAUGAUGAUAUUCAAGCAGGAUCAUAUCCACCAAAAUCUAAAAAGAAGUCAUUGUUUAGUAAGAUAUUCAAUAAGAAAAAUCAUGAAGACCAAGAAGAAGAAGUUGUCUUCUUUGAUUCAACUGGUCAACGAGUUCCAAUAGAUACAACAAGGAGAACUGAUGAAGGUUCUACUCUUGUAGUAAAUGACAUGAAUCAUGAUUAUUUUGUACCAAAAAAGAAAUCAACUAAUAGUUUGGAAAAUGUAAAUUCAAUUAAUACUUCAAAUGAAAAUUUACCUGAUGAGGAAAAGGAAGCUCGAAAAUUGAAGAGAAAACAGAGACAAGACAAAUUAUGGAAGGAAUUAAUGAGUAUGAAAAAGACAGGAUUAUUUUUCUCAAUUUGGAAUUUAAUUAAUGAUGUUAUUAGCCCAGGUACUGUCAGUAUGCCUCAAGUAGUUGCAUCCAGUGGUCUUUACAUGUCAAUUAUUUGGUUUGUAUUGUUUGGUGUAGUGACUGCUUUCACACUUUGUUUAGUGUACGAAUUAUCAAGGAGGCAUUUAAAAACUACAUUACCAGAGUUGGCCAUGUUAGGUUUUGGAAAGAUUGGAUUCUUUUUGACUUGUGUUUUUAUAUUUUUCUUCAAUUUUGGAGGUGCUUGUGCUCAAUUACUCAUGUUUGGACAAGUUGUUCCUGAUCUUUUAGCAUAUGCAUUUGACUCUGAUAGUAUAUUUUUGAGUAGAAGAGCUAUCUUAAUUUAUUUGGCAGUUGCCUUGCUUCCAAUUGCUCUUCAAAAGAGACUUGGUAGUUUUGCAUUCUUCUCAUUUGCAGCUGUUUUUUCUGUAUUUGCUGUCACAGCUAUUGUAAAUUAUGAGCUUUUAUUUGGACCUAAACGAUACAUUCCUCACGACAGGCAGGAAGCUUUUCAGUUUGUACAUCCAAAGUUUAUGUCAUCUCUUGGUAAUCUGGCGUACAUUUAUAUAUGUCACGAUAUGAGCUUCCACGUUUUCCAAGAGUUGAGAAGAGCUACUAGACUGAGGUAUUACAUUGUAGUAUUUGCGACUGUUAUUAUGACUGUUAUUUGUUGUACAGCUAUGGGUAUUGGUGGUUAUUUGAUUUUCUGGGAUAGAAAUUUGGAAGAAGCCAAUGUUUUGGACUUAUUCCCAAAGAAUGUCACAGCUGCUAUUGUAGGAAGAAUGUUUUUGACAGUUUCUAUUGUUUUCUCAAUUCCAUAUUCUGCAUUCAUGCCAAGAAAUAGUAUCAUUCUAGUUAUAGAAGUUUUGUUUGAAGAUUGGUACAAUUCAAAGAAUGGAAUUAUUGGGUGCUGGCCAAAAAAGAAGACUAGCACAGAAACCAAUGCUCUCCUAAAUAAUAAUCCAGACCUCGAUGAAAAUGGUGUUAGCAAGAAGGCUAAACAAUUGAAGAAGUCUGUAAUUCACUAUUGUGCAACAUUCUUUGUUAUGGGGUUGGCCUUAGUUAUUGCCCUUUCAGUAACUGAUUUGGGAAUUGUUUUCAAUAUCACAGGAGGUGUUAGUGCUUGUAGCAUGGCUUAUAUUUUACCAUGUUUACUCGCUUUAAAGUUAGAACCUGGAAGAUUUACAAUUUUGAAAAUCUGUUCUGCCUUAACACUCUUGAUGGGAUUAGUUAUUAUGGGAAGUACCAUCUAUUCAGUUAUUGAUUCACUCAUACACAAAUAA